AUGCAGCUCUCUACCAUCCUCGCAGCCUCUCUUGUGGCCGUUGCCCACGCUAUCCUGCCCACGAUCAAUCUGGGAUCUAUCGGUUACCCUCACGGUAGUCGGUUUGUCGCCUGGUCCCCCUUCACCCCCACCACGACGCAGGAGCUGGUCGAAGUCUGCGACAAGCGCGGCGCGAUCAAGGGCACGGCGACAUGGACCGAGAUCCGGGUCUACGAGACCUACGUCUUUGACCCCAUCUGUCGCAACCCUUUCAACAUCACCGACGACGCCACCAACACCACCUACCGCAACCUCGAGCUGGCAUGCGUGGAUGACAACGUCCCCCUUUACGCCAUGCCGGAAGUCACUGCUGUUGUCGACCGGACUACGAACAAGACCGUUGAGACGUGCGUUCCUGUUUUGAAGGACGGCAAGGAGUUUCGCAGUCUGUGCAGUGGCAGCAUCGUCUCGAUGAGUUUUGGUUGGGUCUGUUCUGCUUAG
Molecule: messenger RNA, 480 nt
Organism: Colletotrichum higginsianum IMI 349063
Lineage: Eukaryota; Fungi; Ascomycota; Sordariomycetes; Glomerellales; Glomerellaceae
Exons: 1
Coding region: 1-480 (159 amino acids)
Source: RefSeq, a predicted model, not a curated record